Molecule: messenger RNA, 1990 nt
Organism: Pezoporus flaviventris
Lineage: Eukaryota; Metazoa; Chordata; Aves; Psittaciformes; Psittacidae
Product: heme oxygenase 2-like
Exons: 5
Coding region: 448-1371 (307 amino acids)
Biological process (GO): heme oxidation; heme catabolic process; response to oxidative stress
Molecular function (GO): heme binding; heme oxygenase (decyclizing) activity
Source: RefSeq, a predicted model, not a curated record
CUCAGAGUCUGGCAUUGGAUAAAAUAUUUAGUAGCACCAGUGGAAAGCAGCUUGCUCACAAUUUCGGUGCAGAUAGCUAAUGUGGAGGUCUCUGAUCAUUUUCAGCCAGGAGCCAUCCUGAAGUGGGAAACCAAAUGCAGCGUGCUGUGUUGUAGGUCUCCUCUGAGGCUAACAUUUGGUCAGCUGGGUGGUGUUAGUGUUACGGUUCACUGGGGUAAUUUAACUGAGCAAGCAAGAUUGCUUCCUUGAAAGUGCCUGCUGUGCCGUGGAAAUGGCCAGUGGCUGCUCCUCACCACCCUGCCUGGUGGAGCAGCUCAGAGGCUGCUUGCUGUAUGGCUCCGCAUUUCAGACCCAUCCCUUCGUGAAGGCAGCUUCCGUCUAAAACCCCUCUCUGGUUUUGCCUUUCAGAUUGUCUAAUUCUACUGCUAACCAGCAAUACUGCCUGCAAUGGAGAGCACAGAGACAGGAGAAGAGGAAAUGUUGCGCUAUGAGGAAACAGAUGAUGAUGAUGUCAGUCCCACUGACCUUUCAGAGCUGCUGAAGGAGGGGACUAAGGAAUCCCAUGACCAUGCGGAGAACACCCAGUUUGUCAAAGACUUUCUGAAAGGACGGAUCAAGGAGGAGCUCUUCAAGCUGGCCACUGUGGCACUUUACUUCACGUACUCUGCUCUGGAAGAGGAAAUGGAUCGCAAUGAGGACAACCCGGUCUUUGCUCCUCUGUACUUCCCCCUAGAGCUUCACCGGAAAGAAGCGUUGAUCAAAGACCUGCAAUAUUUCUAUGGAGAAGACUGGAAAGAGAAGAUCCAGUGUUCAGAGGCAACUCAGCUAUAUGUGGACAGAAUCCAUCAUGUGGGACAGAAUGAGCCAGAGUUGCUAGUGGCUCAUGCUUACACACGUUAUAUGGGGGACCUCUCGGGUGGCCAAGUGCUGAAGAAGGUAGCCCAGAGAGCCCUCAAGUUGCCCAGUACUGAGGAAGGGAUCCAGUUCUAUGUGUUUGGUAACAUCUCCAAUGUGCAGCAGUUCAAGCAGCUCUACAGGGCAAGGAUGAACGCUUUGGACUUCGACAAGAACACCAAAGAAAGGAUUGUGGAAGAAGCCAACAGAGCCUUCAGAUUUAACAUGCAGGUGUUUGAUGAACUGGACAAGAUUGGCAAGUCACUGGCAGAAGCCCAAGAUGGAGGCCUUCCAGUCCACGAUGGAAAAGGAGACCUGCGCAAAUGCCCUUACUAUGCAGACAAGCUCGCAGGUAACGCAGGACCCAUCUGUCCCUACCAUGGCGCCAUGGCCCUGGCAAAGCAGCCCCUGGUGCAGCUGAUGCUGGCCGCCUGUGUCGCGGUGCUGGCAGGAGCUGCAGCCUGGUACAUGAUGUGAUGGGAGUAGUGGUCUGUGGCUCUGGUUGUGGGAAGGGGAGAGACACACCAUGUCCUUUUCCAGCUGUUCCCUUGCCAGUGCUGUUGACUGCAUGGUGGAAGUAAGAAAAUAAACAGGAAUCUUGUGGGACUGUUAAAGACUCUUUGCACACCGAUAAUGCAAGCACUGUAAUGUAAUGUCUUAGCUGACUAGUGUACAGGACUGAUGGUGUGAGGAUUCCCCUGCAGCACUUCCCUGCCCAAGCUGGGGCAGCUUUUAAGGCUGGAGCUGUCUUCUGCUGUACUGGCAAAGGCUUCACUCACUUGGAUUUCCAUCUCUUUCCUGGGAGCAGCUGCUGGAUGGAGUUUCCUGCUGUGGGCUGCAACCUUUGUCAGCCUUCUCAGUGAAGAGCACGAGGUAUCCUACCCUGAGGGAAACUGAAGUGUUGAUUGUGUGCUAUUAGCUCAAAUGCCUAUUUGUUUGUGUCACAGGGAUCCAGUUAACUGGAGUUAACUUCAGGGAGGAAGGUCCAUGGGGGACAGGACCAUUGGGGAUGGGGGUGAGGGAUGUCUGUUGUGCUGCAGUGGAGUUGGGUUGUUUUUUUUCUGAAGCCUUGACUAGAAUAAAAAGGUGCAAUGCU